AUGAGGACAGUAACGAGUGGUGAUCAGUCUUGUGAUUUGUAUUGGCUUUGUCAUCCACAAGAAAAGAAGGUGAAACAAGCUGAGGACAUAGUAGGAUCAUCAAAUAAGAGUAAUAGAUCACAACAGAAAAGACGAAGUCAUUUGAAAUUUAUUCCUCCUCGAUCAGCUAAAAAGCCUAAGACAACAGAUACAAGCACUUAUGCUUCUGUUGCAUCUACAAGUACUGGUGAUCAUUCUAAAGAGACUUUGAUAGAACUAAGCAAAGAAAAGAAACAGUUGAUGGGUAAACUCCACGAGAAAGAGAACAAAUUGCAGAAGCUUCGUUUGGUCAAGUUAUAUAGGACAAAGAACGAUUUGACUCAGUUGGAGGGGUUGAUUUCAAAAUGGCGGUCAGUCAGUCAGGAAGCUGCACAAGCUUUACUUGAACACUCUCCUACUAGCAGACCAACCCCAUCAAUGACUGAACUAUUAGGCUAUCUAUCCAUUAGCCCAGAUAUAAUACAUUAUGAUACUGAAGAUGAAUCAUUUUAUUAAUCCUAAAAUAGCCAAAUGACCCAUAUCUCACAAAUUGACUAUUCUAUA
Messenger RNA from Amphimedon queenslandica, 582 nucleotides. Its product is annotated as swi5-dependent recombination DNA repair protein 1 homolog. Gene Ontology annotation, biological process: double-strand break repair via homologous recombination; positive regulation of DNA-templated transcription. Gene Ontology annotation, cellular component: Swi5-Sfr1 complex. The transcript has 3 exons. The coding region runs from base 1 to 534 and encodes 177 amino acids. NCBI's taxonomy places the organism in Eukaryota, Metazoa, Porifera, Demospongiae, Haplosclerida, Niphatidae. The record is from RefSeq and is a predicted model, not a curated record.